Molecule: messenger RNA, 1074 nt
Organism: Prunus armeniaca (apricot)
Lineage: Eukaryota; Viridiplantae; Streptophyta; Magnoliopsida; Rosales; Rosaceae
Source: the annotation of a GenBank genome assembly
AUGGCAGCUCUAAGAUUGAUCUUUUUAGUUCUUUCUCUGUUCAACUUUUCUCUACUUACUUCCACAGCCAGUGGUGCAAAUUCACAUGAGAAAGCUGCACAAAUUUGGUUAAACCAUGGUGGAGAUUUGUACAACAGAAGAUAUGCCCACAGAGAGACCAAAAUAAGCCCUAAAACAGUUUCCAAACUAAGCUUGCAGUGGGAGUUUUAUGCAGGCAAAGAUAUAUCUGCCACACCAGCGAUUUUCGAUGGUACCCUUUAUUUUCCAAGCUGGAAUGGAUUCAUCCAUGCUGUUAAAGCUUCUGAUGGGUCCCUGGUUUGGAAGAAGAACUUGCAUGCAUUAACUGGGUUUAAUGCAACUGGUUUUGUUUUGAAAGUCAACUGGACGGUAUCAAGAUCAACCCCAACAGUCGUUGCCGAUCAUGACUUUUUGAUUGUUGGAAUCUAUGGGCCUGGUGUUGUUAUUGCCCUUCAACGAUCAACAGUGAAGCUCAUAUGGUCAACCCUACUUGAUACUCAUGCCGCAAGUCUCAUAACCAUGUCCGGAACCUACUACAAAGGGAGUAUAUACAUUGGAAUGGCAUCACUAGAAGAAACUCUUAGCGCUGAGGAAUGUUGUACCUUCCGUGGCAGCUUUGCCAAAUUAGAUGUCAAAUCUGGUACCAUCUUAUGGCAGACCUUUGUGCUGCCCGAUAAUCAUGGAAAGCUAGGGCAAUAUUCCGGGGCAGCUAUAUGGGGCAGUAGUCCAUCCAUCGACGUCCAUAGAAAACAUGUAUAUAUUGUUACUGGCAACAUCUACUCAGUCCCUGAAAAUGUAAGCCAAUGCCAAGAAAAUCAGAACAAUAAUAAUUCAAGUUCAACCCUACCCACUCAUCCAGAUGCGUGUGUUGAGCCUCAAAACCACGGCCACUCAAUCCUAGCCCUUGAUCUGGACGGCGGCGAUAUCAAGUGGUACCGCCAGCUGGGCGGCUACGACGUGUGGUUUCUUUCGUGCUUCAUUAAUGCUUCAACAUGCCCCACUGGACCAAACGUGGAUGCUGACUUUGGGGAAGCACCGAUGAUGCUCCGGACCUAG